Messenger RNA from Juglans microcarpa x Juglans regia, 5932 nucleotides. Its product is annotated as ethylene-insensitive protein 2-like. Gene Ontology annotation, cellular component: membrane. Gene Ontology annotation, biological process: ethylene-activated signaling pathway; metal ion transport. The record is from RefSeq and is a predicted model, not a curated record. Lineage: Eukaryota; Viridiplantae; Streptophyta; Magnoliopsida; Fagales; Juglandaceae. The transcript has 9 exons. Gene Ontology annotation, molecular function: manganese ion transmembrane transporter activity; cadmium ion transmembrane transporter activity. The coding region runs from base 1296 to 5111 and encodes 1271 amino acids.
GACCCAACUGCAUAGAUAUUUAUAUAUCAUCAUCAACCUCGGUAUUUGUGCAAGCUGGUUCCUUUGACACUCAUUUUCUCCUUGCCACAGAUCCAUGGCGGCCGUUUCUGUGUUUUUUUUUUUUUUUUUUUUUUUUUUUUUUUUUUUUAAAUUCUAGGGCGUUGGGCUUCCGAUUUUUUGUUUGUUUUGGACGCCUCUGCUUUUGAGUCUCUUUUCGGUUGUUUUUGUUGUUGCUCUUGUUUUAGUGUUGCUUUAUGAAGAUCUGAUAUGGGUUUUGAGCUGGGCCUUUGCAUUUUGUUGAUGUUUGUGGUUUAAAUUUUAAUGGGGUUGUAAUAGAUUCUUCUUCUUGAUUUCACGUGCUUAAUAUUCUUGUUGUGGUGGCUAUAGUUAAAGCUAUACUCAUUUUCCUUCUUGUUAUUUAGAACCGAGUGAGUAUUUUUCCGGUAAGUAUACACACUAAUUUGGAUUUGCUCUGUUUUGUGCUUUUUAUUUAAACUUACUUCGGCCCUUCCUUUUGGUAUUCUCAUCUGUGUUGUGCUGAUAUAUAAUUGAGCAUGAUGUCGUACUAACAAUGAAUUUGGAACUCUCGACAAAAUUUGGAGCAUACAAAGAGGAAUUGCGGGACCGUUGUAUAGACCAUUUUGAUUUGGAAUUUCCCUUUUUGGAAUUUACAUAUGUUGGGCCUCUGUGUCGGUGCACCAUUGUGAGUGGAAUCUCACGCAGGGGGUUACCCCACGCGCCUUUCGAUCAAAGAGGAUUAGACCUAAUCAAGGCGCAUGAAGAAAGGCAAUUCCAUUUGACAGAGUUUGCCCUGUGGAAGUCAGUUGGGUGUUGAGAUUGUCUUGGUUGGCAUCCAAGUGGAUUUUGUUAAAAGCAUCAGUUUGGUAUCUAAAGACUGUGGCGAGUAUUGGAAAUUUAUUAUCAUCACAGCUGCACUUUUAAGCUAUUUUGUUUGACUCAAGUGAGUUGCAUUAUAGGGCCUGAAAGACUUAAACUCACCUAGGUCAUCAUUGGAUGCUAUAACAUUUUUUUGAUAAGGAAUGCUAUAACCUUUUAUUGAAGUUUUUUGGAUAUGUUGGAUUAGACUUGUGGUUUACUGUGGUUAAGCAUUGUUGAUCCCAGAAAUUGCAAUGUCUCAGUGAUUGAAUUUUGAAGGUUGUACGUUCCAUCUCACAAACAAGAUUGGAAGCCAUGUGAUUUAUAAGUUUACACUCAACUGGAGGUCCCUUCUGUUGCUCAUAAGUGUUAUUUAAAUAUAGUAGUGGACUGGUACCUCUGUUUUGUUUGGAGUACCGAUGAAUAACAUGGAAUCUGAGAGUUCUACUUCUAACAAAAUUCUGGGUAGUCUCAAUCAGCUACUUCCUGCAGUUGCACCUAUGCUUCUGAUUUCGAUUGGAUAUGUUGACCCUGGAAAGUGGGCAGCAACUAUUGAAGCACGGAUUGGCUUGGUCACUGGAAGAGAUCUUGCUCAGAUUUGCUGGGAUGAGUACGAUAAGUUCACAUGCUUAUUCUUGGGAGUCCAAGCAGAGCUUUCUGUGAUUGCAUUGGACCUUACCAUGAUCUUGGGCCUUGCACAUGGACUUAAUCUUCUUUUUGGCUGGGACUUGUUCUCUUGUGUCUUUUUGACUGCUAUCAGUGCUGUUUUAUUUCCACUUUUUACCAUCCUCCUGGAAAACAGCAAGGCAAAGUUCCUAUGUAUAUGCCUAUCAGGCUUUAUUUUGCUUUCUGUCGUCCUUGGAGUACUCAUCAGUCAAUCAGAAGUCUCACUGUCCAUGAAUUUGACGGUAACAAAGUUAUGUGGGGAGAAUGCAUUCGCAUUGAUGAGUCUUCUUGGGGCAAGCAUCAUGCCUCAUAACUUUUUUCUCCAUUCUUCUAUUGUACAGCAACCUAUGUCAUCGCCAAACAUUUCCAAGGAUGCCUUGUGUCAUAAGCAUUUUGUUGCCAUCUUCAGCAUCUUCAGUUGUAUUUAUCUGGUGAAUUAUGUGCUGAUGGUCUCAGCAGCAAAUGUGUUAGACAGUGACGUCUUGCUCACUUUUCAGGACGCCAUGUCACUAAUGGAACAGGUUUUUGCAACUCCUCUAGCUCCCGCUGCCUAUCUAUUGGUUCUGUUUUUCUCUAAUCUAAUCACAUCAUUAACCUGGAGUCAAUGUGGGCUAGUAGUUUUGCAUGAUUUCUUAAGGCUAGACAUUCCUGGUUGGCUUCAUUGUGCCACAAUCAGACUUAUUGCUGUUGUUCCAGCCCUUUACUGUGUUUGGAGUUCAGGAGCUGAAGGGAUCUAUGAAUUGCUUAUAUUCACACAGGUGAUGGUAGCUCUACUGCUUCCAUCUUCUGUGAUCCCCCUGUUCCGUGUUGCUGCAUCAAGACCGAUAAUGGGUGUCUACAAAAUUUCUCAUUUUGUUGAGUUUCUAGCAAUCAUCACAUUUAUUGGGAUGCUAGGAUUGAAGGUUAUGUUUAUGGUAGAAAUGAUAUUGGGGAAUAGUGACUGGGCAGGUAAUUUGAGGUGGAACGUGGGGGGUGGUUUAUCUUUUACUUGUGUAGUUUUUCUUGUCACUGCUUUUGCAUCCCUUUGUUUGAUGCUCUGGCUAUUAGCUACUCCAUUAAAGUCUGCAAAUGCUGCAUUAGAUGCUCAGAUCUCCAACUGGGUUACACCGGAGGCUAUACUUGAUAUGUCCACAGACAGAGAGGAAACUGAUUUAACUGAAACUGGAUAUCAUGGAGAGGCUCCUGUUCUGAAGCAAGAACCAUUUUCAGCACAUGGGAAGAGUCAUUCAGAUAUGCCAGUUGCAAAUUUUGAUCUUGAUUUGCCUGAAACUAUUAUGGAGCCUGAUCAAGAGCUUCUUUUGACUAAUGUCGAGGAAAAUCGCUCUAGUACAAUGCUUUUGAGCUCCCCUGUAUUGGCUCUGGAGGAAUCAGCAACCCUGGUAGAGUCAGUCGCAGUUUCAACAUUUUCUGAAGAGGUUUCUGAUAUUAAGUUGCUGGACGAUGGGACUUCCAAAAGUGGAUUAAUGGACCCUCUGGAGAAGACUCUCGGUGUUGAGGGAGAGCUACAAACUGAAAAAGAUGAUGAUGAGGGAGACACCUGGGAGCCCGAAGCAUCUAAAGGGGUUUCUGGGGGCACCCCAUCUUUGACAUCCGAGGGUCCAGGAUCUUUUAGAAGUCUCAGUGGGAAAGGUGAUGAAGGUGGCAGUGGUGCUUUAAGUCUUUCAAGAUUAGCAGGAUUGGGGCGUGCUGCAAGGCGUCAACUAGCGGCAGUUCUUGAUGAGUUUUGGGGACAGCUGUAUGAUUUCCAUGGCCAGGCUACUCAAGAAGCAAAGUCUAAGAAACUGGAUGUGUUGCUGAGAGUAGAUUCUAAGUCUGCCUCUUCAUCUCUAAAAGUGGAUACCACUGCAAGGGAGUUUUCUGGAUGCUUCCCAUCUAUGGGAGGUGGGGGAUCUGAUAAUCUAAUUAACUCAAGCUUAUAUGGUUCUCCCAAGCAGCAGAACAUGCAAAGGAGUUUAGAGUCAUCAUAUAGGGUUCAAAGGGGAACUUCCUCAUUGUGGUCCAACCACAUGCAAUUGUUGGAUGCAUAUGUGCAGAAUUCAAGCCGCAAUGUUGACUUUGGUGAGAGACGCUAUUCUAGUGUGCGCAAUAUACCAUCUUUUGAAAGCUUGGAUAAUCAGCCAGCUACAGUACAUGGUUAUCAGAUUGCAUCCUAUCGAAUGGCUAAAGACAGAAACUCUGAUCACCCGAAUAACCAGAUGGAGGCGGCAUCCUUGGGUGUUUCAAGCUACAGAGACUCGAUUACAUAUGCAUUGGGGCAAAAGAUGCAAAAUGGAUUAAGCUCUGAUCAGGCUUCUGGUUACCAGAGCCUGGCAAUAUCCAGAGAAAGUCCAUUGCAUUCAGAAAGACCGUAUUAUGAUCUUUGUUCUUCUGGACCGGCCGAGAGUGUGGUAAGUUCAGCCAACACGAAGAAGUACCAUAGCUUGCCAGACAUGUCAGGAUUCUCUGUCCCACCUCGGGAUUUGUAUGUACCUGAUAAGAGUACUCAAUGGGACAGUCCCAUUGGAUAUGGAUCCUCUGUUGGUAGAACUGGUUAUCCAAAUUCGGGAUCAAGGGCAGGACCUCCUUUGGCAUUUGAUGAACUCUCUCCAUCAAAAGUUUACAGAGCUGGUUUUACCUCACAAUUGAAUCCUAGUAUAGAUACUGGAUCCCUCUGGUCUAGACAACCUUAUGAACAGUUUGGCGUAGCUGACAAAAUUCGUACUGUUGGUAGCGAAGGACUUGGAAGUAGGUUAGGUUCAAUAACUCAAGAAGCUACUUCUAUUGUGGAUUCCGAGGCCAAACUUCUCCAGGGUUUCAGACAUUGCAUUGUAAAGCUACUGAAAUUGGAAGGAUCUGAUUGGUUGUUUAGUCAAAAUGAUGGGGCUGAUGAGGAUCUAAUAGACCGUGUGGCUGCUAGGGAGAGAUUUUUAUAUGAAGCUGAAACUAGAGAGAUAAACCGGGUAAUUCAUGGGGGUGAGCCUCAGUAUUUGUCUUCUGAGAGAAAGUCUGGUACUGCAAUGAGGAUUAAUGAGGCGAGUUUCAAUAACUUUUUGAUUUCGUCUGUUCCUCAUUGUGGGGAGGGCUGUGUUUGGAGAUCAGAUUUGAUAGUAAGCUUUGGGGUGUGGUGCAUCCACCGGAUUCUUGACCUAUCACUCAUGGAAAGCCGGCCAGAGCUGUGGGGGAAAUAUACUUACGUACUCAACCGUCUUCAGGGGAUCAUAGAUCUUGCAUUUACCAAACCUCGUUCUCCAAUGGUCCCGUGCUUCUGCCUUCAAAUCCCUGCGGCAUUCCCACAGAAGACAAUCCCGCCUGUUUCAAAUGGAAUGCUGCCCCCUGCUUCAAAACCAGGCAGGGGGAAAUGCACCACUGCAGGGAUGCUCCUAGAUAUGAUCAAGGAUGUAGAGAUUGCAAUUUCUUGCCGAAAGGGCAGAACGGGAACUGCAGCUGGUGAUGUGGCUUUCCCUAAAGGAAAAGAAAAUCUGGCAUCUGUCCUCAAACGCUACAAGCGUCGAUUAUCCAACAAACCUGUUGGUGCUCAUGACAGUUCUGGGCCACGCAAAGUUCUGGCAUCUGCUCCAUAUAGCUCAUAGAUUUUUACCCUUGGUUGGCUUCUAGUGGUUCAGUGAUUGUGGGGCUGCUUGAUUUUGGACAGCAGCUCAUGGUCUGGAUCAGUUGUCCUCAGUUGUUUGAGGACUCUCUCUCUCUCUCUCUCUCUCUCUCUCUGUGUAUCAGUGCUGCAAAUUUUAUUCCCAUGUGUGUUAUAUAUACAUAGGAUAAGAAUUGCUGGAUGUGUAAUUGCAGCAGAAUUAGUCAAAAUGGUUAGAAGAAAGGUGGGAAAUUGGUUAUUGCAAUUUUGUUGUUGGCUACUUGUCACUUUCACAAACGAAUUGAAGCCGCAAAUGCUCCAAAACGCCAGUGUUGCCUUUGCUAGUUACCAGUAUUUUUUCUUUCUUGUCCAGUGGCUUCCUUGGCUAAAGGUCAAGAAAAGGGUUAUUGGAACAAAGUCAUUAGUCAUUGAUCAAGAACUCAGACUUGGACAUCCUUGAUAGACGAUCCAUCUACCAGCUAGGGUUCCUGACAAAAGGUAGUGUUGAUUUGAUACAUGUGCUCUUGGUAUCUCUGCAUUUACCAAAUAAUAAGGCACCAAAGAGCUACCAAAGACAUUGCUGCUGUAGGUGAGCAACUGGUGCAAGUGCGUUUGGUGGAGCCAAGAAGGCCUAACAAAUGUUGCUGCAAGGUUUGUUAUUGCUAGUGUCUAGUGGUACAAUCAUGGAAAAUGUGCUCAUUGGUCUAUGCUAUUCUCUAAAAGAACUAAUCAAUCAAAUCAUGAUGAAGCUGCUCAUUGAUCUCUGCUAUAUACUAAAAAGAACCAGUUAAUAAAAUAUGGUAUUGAGAGUCAAGACUUUUCCGU